This is a messenger RNA of Melanaphis sacchari, 799 nucleotides long. RefSeq names its product leucine repeat adapter protein 25-like. The transcript has 3 exons. The coding region runs from base 140 to 733 and encodes 197 amino acids. Lineage: Eukaryota; Metazoa; Arthropoda; Insecta; Hemiptera; Aphididae. The record is from RefSeq and is a predicted model, not a curated record.
GGGUAGCCAAUGACGAUACCUGCGGUAUUUGUCGAGUGGCGUUCGAAGCUUGCUGUCCUGACUGCAAGUUUGCUGGUGACGAUUGUCCUUUAGUGUGGGGUCAGUGUUCACAUUGCUUCCACAUUCAUUGCAUAAUGAAAUGGCUCAACGCCCAGUCCGUACACCAUCAGUGCCCGAUGUGUCGUCAGGAGUGGAAGUUUCGAGAGUAGACUCAGAUUUAUUAUCACCUUUAUCAUUGUCUUAUGAUUCCGAACUACCACCUCUACCUGAAAGCCUUAGUCGUUUAAGCCUGUAUGAUGUACCUCCACGUUCUAAACCUGAACCUGCCCGACGCCAUUCACCUAAAUCAACAGAACUUGUUGGCUCACCUAAGCAAACACGUCAGUCACCAAUACCAUCAUCUGAACAUUCUGAUAAACGUCCAACUGAAAAACCACCAGUUCCACCCAGGAAACCGUCAUCUGUUGACUUAAAACUCGCACAUCUCCGAAAUGAAAUGGCGAGUCUACGUCAAAUGGAUUUACAACUUCUGUCCCAGUUACGGCAGCUCAAUGAUUCUAUUAGUUCAUAUAGACAAGAAUUAAUUAUGAACAUGGACUCUUAUUCAUCAUCAGACACUGAUGGCUCGGAUACUACAUCAGUCUAUUCAAAUGUUACUCCCAGCAGUUUCGAUUUAUCUCGUUCCUCAACACUAUCAACUCCCAAACGUCCACCGACAUCUACAGAUUUAUAAAAAUAUAGUAUUAAACACAAACUAGGCUGUUUUUUUAUAAAUAUUUUUUACUAAUAAUUAUUAUAC